AUGACCUAUGAAAAAUUAUCACGUGGAAUGCGUUAUUAUUAUUCAAAUAAUAUUAUUGCAAAAGAACAAUCAAAACGUUUAUUAUAUCGUUUUAUGCGUUCACCCGAUGAAAUUCGAAAAACAAUGAAACGUAAUGUUGAUACAACAAAUACAGUUUACUCAACAAUAAAUAAGAAAUCUCCAUUAUCAUCGCCAUUAACACCUAAUCUUCAUAGACAAGAAUCAUCAACUGAAAUGUCGAAUCGAUUUCUUCAACUUUUUUCAGUUCAUUCACCAUCAUCUUCACCAAUAACGUCAAAUUUAAAUCCAGUUAAUAAUCGAUUAUUUACGACACCCAAUGAUUCUAUAUCAAAAAGUGAUCGUUCAAGUUCAUCAUCACCAGUAUCAUUUGAUAGUAAUCAUGAUAAUGAAAAACAAUAUUGUAGUCUAUCACAAUCAUCUUCAUCUAUAGCAUCAACAAAACGUAAAACAACCAUUCCAAUAUCACUAAAUGCCUGUCUAUCUCGUAAUUAUUCUAUCGAUCAACCACUUGAUUUAGUUGUUCAUAAAGACGAAGAAAAUCACUCAAAUUAUAAAAAACAAAAGCUUAUUUUUAAUUCAUCGAACAUUUGA
Molecule: messenger RNA, 612 nt
Organism: Rotaria sp. Silwood2
Lineage: Eukaryota; Metazoa; Rotifera; Eurotatoria; Philodinida; Philodinidae
Source: the annotation of a GenBank genome assembly